AUGUCAAUAAUUCCUGAAAUCGCUAUCAAACCUAGAUUCCCGCCAACUUUAACAACACAAGUUCUCCUCGAAAAAUUACGUGAAAACAACAAACCAAACUCAAUAACACCAAACGCAUUUAUUGUGUAUAGAAUGGAAUUAAUUGAAGAGAAUCUCCGCAACAAUAUUAAAUUACAUAUGUGCACAGCAUCCACUUUCGCAAGUAAAUAUUGGGGAAAAGAAUCUAUAGCAACAAAAGAGUUUUACCAAAAACUAGCAGAUGAUGCUAAAGCUUUGUAUAAACCAAUAUCGUAUAAAUUCAUUAUGGAUAAACAUACUGAGAUCAAAAAUAAUCAAGGAAACGGAAAAGUUUUACCUUCGCGGGCGACAGGUGACGCAGACUCUGGUUAUCUUGAUCAAACCGAUCAAACCGGCACCCCUUUAAGUUCGACUAUUGGUCUUCCUAUUGAGGACCCUUCCGCUUCCCCCCAAUUUUACGAAGAUCCAGGCACAAGUUCAGCCGAUAAAGAACUAUUUCGCAUGCUUGAUUCGUAG
Funneliformis geosporum is the source of this 534-nucleotide messenger RNA. Lineage: Eukaryota; Fungi; Glomeromycota; Glomeromycetes; Glomerales; Glomeraceae. The record is from the annotation of a GenBank genome assembly.